CUUCUCUCUCUUGCUCAGAGAUUUUUCAGUAAAGAAGCUAGAGAGACACUAUGCUUCAAAUAGCAAAGAUAUAGCUUUAAUGCAGGCUUCAUCCAAGAUAAAACAGAGAGAAGGCCAGAUAAAUCCUUUUCUACUUCAGAGCUAUCUAAUUUAGGUUAUUGUGAAAUAUGUUCAGGGCAAUUUUUCUUUAGUAUUACCGUAUAUUUUGAAGGGUCCAACUCGAAUCAGAAAAUUUACAGCUUUCCUAGUGCCUCAAUGGAAACAGAACAAGUCUAAGAGCAAAGCAAAUAGUGAGACUUAUCUCUGUGACCCUUCUCCUUUUCAAAAAUUCGACGUUAGACAAACGUUCAAACUGAUGAUUAUUCCUAUUUCAGGUAUUCCAAAAUUUCAGGUACAACUCGAAAAAUAAUAUCGAUUAAAUUUCCAGAAGAAAUCUCCACUUUCGCUGAAAUAGCAAUGAAUCAUGUGGCCAAGAGGUCUUCCUAGCCCAAAUAAUAACUAGAUCCCAUUGCAGCUGUGGCUCCAGUGGAGUUUUCCUGAGUUCAGAUAUUUCUUAAGACUUCUCCAAAUAAUAUUGCUCUCUAUCACAGAAGAAAAUGUCUAGAAAAUGAGGGCAUAGAGAGGCAGAAGUCUAGUUUUCAUCGCUAAAUGCCUAAUGUGAGCCUCUAGCUCUAGCUAACUUUGUUCGGAAUGCUUUGUUUCAACUGGAAUCUCUGAAACUUGGUUUUUGAGGUGAAUAACUGGAUAAGUAAAGAAAGUCUUGGAGCAAUAAAAAACUUAUACAAGGGAUGGAAAGAGUCCAUCCGAGGAUAUCAGACAUCCAGAUGGCAACUUUGUUCUGGAAUACCUGAGAUUCAUGAACAAAGGGUUCUAAGUGAGUGACUAGAUGUAGUUGAGUAAUCUAAACCACCUUGUAAGGGUUACCUGAAAAGUACCAGAAUGCAUUAUCUUUGGUAUAAGUCAGGCAGACCGUUGGAGUAAGGAAUGAAGUAAGAAGGAUGCUUAUAAUGAAAAAGAUGAGUUAUUUGAUCCAAGUGCAGGACUUUAUGUCGUCUGGCAAUUAAGAGGAAAAUUUUCGAGUUUCAUCAGUCAUUUGCUGGUUAAUUAUGUAUCCAAAUCACCUCAUUAUAACAUUUUUAGGAAAUUUUAGCUGAAUAUCUAAUCCGUAUUGGGAAUAUUUGACUUGAACUAACGAAAAAGACUUUCAUCAGUCCACUUUUUGAUGUUUUAGCCCCUAAAAAUCCAAGAGCUAAGAGAAAGCAAUCAAGUCUUGCUGAAUUAUUAGACCUUAUUCCCAGCAUAGCUUUUUGGCCAUAAAUACUUCGAUACUAAACCCUAGAGACUAGACUGCCUAAAGCAAGCUCUACACAUUGAUGAAUAACAGGAUUAUGGUACUCCAGAGCAUGGUCCCUUACUAUAAUAUUUUGUAAGGUCCUUUAACCAAGAAUUAUUGACACAAUUAUUCCCCUCUAUUGUCAAAAUCCUAAUUUUCAUAAGAUUUUGUUUCCAGGUGUUCUUUGGACUUGAUGAAGAUCUAAAAAGUAAGCCAGAAGCUCCAUAAUAUACAAUUUUUGGAGCAGCUGUCAUAAUUACCUGCAAGUAGUCUAGCACUAUUAAUAUUUCUAAGAACUUUGUCUUUUGACCAAACUGAUGGCACUUCAAAUUAAAAAGUAUCUCCAGGUUUUAAUCUAACGCAUGAGGUAUCAAUAUAACAAGAAAUGAUAUGCAAAGUCUAUGAGAGAGAUUUCAAUGUCUGAAUAAUUAGUUUAUGAUGAUUUAUUAGAUUUCCAGCAAUCCAACAAAGGGAUAAAAGGUUAGGCAUUCAGUCGAUUUGCGAAAUUUUCAAAUAUUCAUUCUUUAUAAGUUUUUGGAUGAUUUUGCAGUUUCCAAUUUGAGUAGAUGUGACCUCGGAACUUGCUUUUGAACUUAUGGUGAUAACGAGCUUGAUUUGAUAAUAUUUUAUUCAUUUUCCUGAGUUAUGGCCUGAUAAAUCUCUCUAAUAGGUAUAGAAAAUGCGGAUGGACAAAGAAUAUGUCUAUCAAUUCAAUUAAAAAUCUAAAUACCAUAGGACCUCAAUACAUCAAAUUUCAAGACUUUAAGUUAUUUUUGAAUAGAUUAUUAAUGCAAUUUCAAAGAGCUAAAUUGGCUUAUGACUCUCUAGGAAUAAACGACACUCAGUCAGCUCAAGCCAUACUUAUGUCCUGAGGGUUGUUUUCCAAUAGCUUGGUAACCAAUACGAGAAAUCAAGGCGGAAAACAUCAACUAUUUGCUUUCCUCAUCUCUCUCAAAUAUUGCAAAAAGAGAAUCUAGAUUAAUAAUAUUUUAACUUUGCUAAGCAAGCUUUCCCAUAAUGCCAGAUCCUCAGGAUUAUGUGCCAAGAAAAUAAGAGAUUAUUUAUGAAGAAACUCUUAUUCCUGAAGAUUUGAUACAGGAAAUACGAGUUUAAAACUGAUAGAAAUCUUUGCUCAAAUCCAGUAAGAACACUCAAGAGCAUCAUAAUCUUCAAAGAAGGAGAUAACCUGAUAAAAAUGCCAAAUUACGCAAAAUUUAUUUAAAAAUUGCUG
This is a messenger RNA of Moneuplotes crassus, 2564 nucleotides long. The record is from the annotation of a GenBank genome assembly. NCBI's taxonomy places the organism in Eukaryota, Ciliophora, Spirotrichea, Euplotida, Euplotidae.